Ixodes scapularis (black-legged tick) is the source of this 1934-nucleotide messenger RNA. RefSeq lists its product as uncharacterized. The transcript has 4 exons. Lineage: Eukaryota; Metazoa; Arthropoda; Arachnida; Ixodida; Ixodidae. Gene Ontology annotation, biological process: cilium assembly. Gene Ontology annotation, cellular component: ciliary transition zone. The coding region runs from base 1003 to 1629 and encodes 208 amino acids. The record is from RefSeq and is a predicted model, not a curated record.
CAUUACCAGAGAGAAAAAGGUCGCCACAACACACGGCCGUCUGUUGUGGCGACCUUUUCUUUUUAUAGUUUCGGCGCAUUUAACAGAGCGCAACGAUUGUUUUCCUGAAUGGAACGAAGAUUGAAGCAGGGAAUCAGUUUGAACGUGUUUUAGAAGUUGUGCAGGAAACUGUGUCAGUGUCCCCUCAGUUGUCUUAGACAAACAAGAAAACACUUUCUGUAUGUGUCUAUGUUGCGAUUGAGGCGAGAAAAAGGAGGGAGAUCAGAUCAAGGUCAUUUCAUGGGUUCCGCUCCUGCACCCUGUGGAGGUUGCUUUGAAGAGGGGACCUUGCGAUGGAGUUUUCCAGCGUUGACUCAACGCUGGAAAUUAUCAAGUCUUUCGUGACGAAAUGACCAUGCAGCGUGCAAUCCGCGUAACGAGUGUCGACGAAACGUGUGACCAUGAAAAGUUCCACGAAACGUAAUUCCACAAAACGAGUUUCGACGAAACGAUAGGCGCCCCUGCGCGUUAUCGCGGCUGCAGUGUUGCGCAGCUGGCGGGUCCGUCUCUUAACUUUUCUUUUCUUGCCCACCGAAACUUUUAUUGACUCUCUUUCCAACUUUUCUUCGUCCAAUUUUAUUUUAAAAAUUGUUGUUUUAGUUUCUAUUUCUUAAGAUUUGUAAAAUAUGGGGCACAGUUUAAUUUUAUUUUUUUUUUCUUUCUAGUAUGGUGACCUGCUAGCCGUUGAGCCAGCCUCUCGUUACUUACGCGACCAUUUUAGAAGCUCGAAAAAUAAAAGAGUGAUUUCGAAAGGGAAAAUAUAGCUCGAAGCACGUUGCGCGAAACCAAGUUGGAACUCGGAGUGCCACGUGACCGGGUCGGGCCUCAGACGAGCGGGACCUCCGGGUUUCUCGGGGGGCGGUGUCCCUGCAGCGCACGAGCGUCGCCCCGUUCGUCCGGCAACGCGCGUCGUGGGGGUUCGUGGGCAACACAAGCUCAGGUUGCCCGGCGACGCGCUCCGUCAUGGCGUCGCCGCCCGGGCGGGACGCCGCUCGCAGCCGAGCGCCGUCCUGUGCCGAGCCCGGCGAGGGACCGACCGGGGAAAGUCUCCCGAAGACGUGCCCCGGGGACGCCUCGCUGGCCGAGGAAGCCCACCCGGUCAUCUCCAGGGUGCUGUUCGUCGAGAGCUCUCGCCAGUUCCGGGCGGUUGAACGGACAGCCCUCGCCGACGUCCGGGAAGACUCCCGGGAGACGACUUCGGCGCACGUGGCAGCGGCAGCCCAGGCAUCGUUCGCCAGGACGGCCCUCUUCUGUCGGGGCGUGCUGGCAGGCGUCGCCCUCUGGCACGCGGUCGCCGGGGCCACCCCCUUCUCCGGAGUCUUCCACGGCACCUUCUACCUGCUGAUCACCGUGUGUACCGUAGCGUCGUGCGACUUGAUCGACGGGAGCACGGGCGUCCGGAAGACGCUGGUGGCCUGCGUGUACCCGCUCACGCUUCUCGUCCACCUGACCAUCCACGGCUUGGACCGUCGCCUCGGACCCGAUGAAGAACUCCCGAGGGACAAGAGGCGGACCAGCCUGCAGCUGCUGCGUUGCGCGGGAGCGCUGAUGGCCUGGGCCCUGCACGCCAGCUGCGAGGACCGGGCCUAAACACGCCUCGACUGCGCAUAGGGCGACACGCAUUGCUGCCUGUUCGUGGAUCCUCAAUCCUGCCUGGCUUCACUCUGUCCGGUGUCGUGCGAGCAGCCCUGUCUCUCGAACAAUGCCUUUCACCGACUUCUUUCGGUAGGGAAACGAGUGAGUCCCCUAUGUGCUCCGUGGAAGCCGACAUCUAUGAUCUCCCCUCCUUCCACCAACCGUGUUUUUUCUUUUCUUCUUCUUUAGAUAAGAAUAGGCUCCCGCGUGUCCUUUUUCUUAGGGUCUCCGAGGCGAGAGCGCCGGCCUACGGAUCCCCA